UCACAGUCUGCAGGACAGCAGAACUUCCGGCGCUCGGACGAUCGGAAAGCUUUUCUCCGAAGGCAUCAAAAACAUUUAAAAGGAAACAGCACUGCCUCUACAUCCAGGGGACCAUGGAGAAUGUAUCAGCAGUGACGUCCUUCAUACUGACGGCCUACACUGAACUGGAAGAUCAAAAAUAUUUAUAUUUCGCAUGUUUACUCUUUUUGUACAUUUUCACAUUAUUGGUCAAUUCAGUUCUAAUUGGCGUAAUUUACAUUGAGAAAGGCCUGCACGAGCCCAUGUAUUUGUUUAUAUGUAACUUAUCAGUUAAUGGAGUGUAUGGCAGUACAUCUUUAUUACCAUCCAUGCUUAGCCAUUUUAUGUCUCGUUAUUAUGAAAUAUCUUUGACCCACUGCCUGUUACAGAUAUACUGUUUACACUCAUAUGGUACAGUUGAAUUUACUAUUUUAGCAGUGAUGGGCUAUGACCGGUAUGUUGCUAUUUGUCGCCCGUUACACUAUCAUCAAUUAAUGUCUCCUAGAAAAGCUUAUGCAGCCAUUGUAUUAUCCUGGAUUAUUCCCUGUCUGUACUUUGCCCUUUAUUUCAUAUUAACUCUUCAGUAUUCAUUUUGUGGCAGGUUUAUAGAAAAAGUUUAUUGUAUGAAUUUCCCUUUAAUUAAGCUGUCUUGCUUUGAUACAACGUUACAUAACUAUGUAGGACUAGCACUGAUUUUUGUUUCACCUUUUUCUCAGAUCCUCAUGAUACUGUUUUCCUAUGCGCAAAUACUCAGAAUCUGCCUGUUUGUUUCCAAGGAAUCUCAAAUCAAAGCUAUUCAAACAUGCACCCCACACUUAAUGGCUGUGAUUAACUAUGCAGUGGGAUGCUUAUUUGAGCUCAUUCAAAGUCGCUUUAACAUGAGUAACGUACCUUAUAAAGCCCGCAUAUUCAUGUCUAUAUAUUUUGCAAUAUUUUCUGCAAUACUUAAUCCUUUUCUUUAUGGAAUGGGAAUUCACGCCAUACGAGUUCAGAUUUUAAAACUGUUCAGUAGUAGCAAAAGUAAAUGAGCUCUUCUACUAAUGGUGAAGAUAAUAAAUAAUUGCUUGCUUUUUUUGUUAUUUACAUUUUCUUAUUCAUGCUGCACUGCUGAGCACUGAGCAAUCGAAACUGAUAAAGUGAUAUCAAUCCAUUAAUAAAAAGCAGCAACGUUAACAAGCUCUGAAAUGUGCUAAUGUCAAAAUUUGAUGGUUUGUCGGUUUAUUUAUUUAUUUUUACAUAUUUUUACAUACCCACUCAAGUUGAUCCCAUCCAAUCAAAAACCUUUUUCAUAGCAAGUACCAACACAGCAGUAAUCCAAUCACAUUUAUCAUUUCAGAGCAGGAAAUUCAGAGAAAGCAAAAAGACAGAGUUAUCACACCCCAGAAACAAACCCCCCA
Messenger RNA from Anguilla anguilla (European eel), 1415 nucleotides. RefSeq names its product olfactory receptor 142-like. Gene Ontology annotation, biological process: G protein-coupled receptor signaling pathway. Bases 114 to 1046 code for a protein of 310 amino acids. The record is from RefSeq and is a predicted model, not a curated record. Gene Ontology annotation, cellular component: membrane. Gene Ontology annotation, molecular function: G protein-coupled receptor activity; olfactory receptor activity. Lineage: Eukaryota; Metazoa; Chordata; Actinopteri; Anguilliformes; Anguillidae. The transcript is spliced from 2 exons.